This is a messenger RNA of Arabis nemorensis, 684 nucleotides long. The record is from the annotation of a GenBank genome assembly. Lineage: Eukaryota; Viridiplantae; Streptophyta; Magnoliopsida; Brassicales; Brassicaceae.
AUGGCUGCUUCAGACGAAAAAUCACCUGAGGAAUCUGAGUGUUAUCAUUUUAUGCAAAUAAAAUCGUUGGCUCCAUUGCUCUGCAUAGAAGACCAUGUAAAGGAGAUUGUGCCUUUAAACUUCCUUGAGAUAGUGAAUCACCCAGCAGACUCUCCAUAUUUCAGCUCUGAUGUUUUCAGAGCAAGCAUCAUUUCAACUGUAGUCGAGACUCUCAGAGGGUUUGUGGAGAUAAACGAAGGCUUGAGUUCCUUUCCAGAGAUCUUCACGCCCAUUUCAACUUUAUUACACCAAGUUGGUAAUCAAGAAAAGAUCCCACAAACUCUCAAGGACAAAUUAAAAUAUGUUGCCCAGCUAAUUGAAAAGAAAACCGAUGAGCAUCGGAAGCAACACAAACCACCCAAAUUUGAAGAUGACUAUGUCAAAGGCAGGUAUUACGAUCCAGACAAAUACAGCAAAGACAGUAACUCCAUGAGCGAGGUUAAAGCAAAAGAGAACGCUGUGCAAGGGGCUUUCAAAUCUAGACAACGUGGUAAAGAGAGAGCUGGCAAAGCUCCGGCUUUCAAAUCUGGACAACUUGGUAAAGGCAGAAGAGGCAAAGAGAGAGCAGAGAAACCUGGCAAAGCUCCGGCUUUCAAAUCUGGACAACUUGGUAAAGGCAGAAGAGGCAAGAAGAGAAAACGUUGA